Messenger RNA from Aspergillus versicolor CBS 583.65, 1086 nucleotides. RefSeq lists its product as uncharacterized. Bases 1 to 1086 code for a protein of 361 amino acids. Lineage: Eukaryota; Fungi; Ascomycota; Eurotiomycetes; Eurotiales; Aspergillaceae. The record is from RefSeq and is a predicted model, not a curated record. The transcript has a single exon.
AUGGCUAGCAAGACUAACAAGAUAUGGCCCGAUCGCCAUAGCCAACUUCCGAAGCUCUACGAAAAGACCUCUGGGCCGUACGACGCCCCCGAUGGAAACCUGUAUGUUGGGUUUGGAGAGGUGAGUGAAAAGGGGUAUGCUCCCGAUGGUAGCAUGUACUUUCGUGUCAGACCCAUAUUGGACGCCGAGCACGUAUUCCAUGACGCCGUUACAGGUGAGCCCAUGCCAAAAGAGUAUUAUCCGACGCCGGCACCCGAGGAAAGGCCAGAAAGGUCCAAAUACAGCCGAAAGGGGCGAGAUAACGGUCUUCCAAAGCCCGGCGACGAAGCAUUUGGGGCGUAUAUAGCGCCGGAUCUGAUGCAGUAUCAUGGCGUAGGCCAGGUUCUCGAGGUUCGCGGAGGACCCGAUUAUAGUCUUAUCUAUGUGCAGCCUAUACCAGGUAAGCAUGGAGACGAAUAUCAGUUCAUCGAACCUUGGUUUCAAAGGCCCAUGGACGAGAAGAAUAUUCCCAGUGCGCCUUAUCCCUUUGAUGACCCGCAAACCUUGGAAAGGGGGAAAAAGACAGACCAUCGGGGACGGCCCUUUCCUUGCGACGCAAAGCUCGGCACAGAGGACCUUGGCUCAUACAUUGCGCCAAAUGGACAGUGGUAUUGCGGUAUUGGUAGAGUGAUUAAGACUGGCCUCAACAUAGUGGGAGAUUUCUACACCUACGUUGAGCCGAUACCGGGCAAGCAGGGUGGUGAGUAUGAUUUCUUUCACCUCUUCACCGAUGACUGGAUGCCCCAAGAUCAGCUUCCCUCUAACCCGCGUAACGACCUGACCCCGGAGGUGGAAGAGGACGCUAAACUGGUGGCCCCAGCAAAGCUCUAUCUUGGGAUCGGCAACGUUAUUGAGGUGGGGACUGAUGAGAAGGGCCACAUCCACGUCUGCAUGGAGCGUGCAUCUGACAGGCGGAUUGAAGAUGCGCCUGGCGAGGGCCACGUUUAUCUUAACGUGGAGCCACUGGAAAGCGAUAUUGGCGGCCCUGAUUGUAUUAAGGUGGAGCUGUCGGAAAGCGAUUUUAGCGAUACUGAUAGCGGGUAUUAA